ACUUUCAUUUAUGUGUUUUUUUCGUCACAUCUCCAGGCGCAUGUGUGCUGCCUGCCCGAGUGCGUGUCGGGGUGUUGGUGGACGAGAUGUCAGUUGUUGGCACAAGUUUGGCAUGUGACAUGUCAUGCGUGAUGGCAGCCCGCUUUAGGUUGAUAAUUGAUUCUUAUAAUUAAGGCGAGGGGCGGGGCGAUUUUUGGAGGUGUCGUGUAGUCGCCCGGUGCGUUUUUUGGUGGUUGUCAGCUCAGAUUUUUUUCCUCUUUUUUUCCCUUUUUUCUUGUUGAGGAUAAAUUUACGGCCCCCUCUGAGCUCCAAGCUGUGGACCGGCUGGGGAGGGAGGCUGUGGUGACGACUGGCAGUGCGCACAGCACAGACAGACUGACUUUCAAGGGGCAGGCAGAGUCUGCGGGCAGGAAACAGCCAUUCAACAGAGCAGAAAUCAAAAGACGGCGAAAUAUAAAGUUUUAGUUACCACAAAGCAAAAGAGGGGGGUGUCGCUGGAGGAGCACAACACGCCUGAAUCUGUUUCGAGGGCCGCUGGACCAGGCUUUAGCGCAUGGCGGAGCGAUGCCAGUAUGAGUGGGCCUCACUCAGGCCCUGGCAGCGAGACUCAUCAGUCCAGCUGCCCUUUGACCCCCAGCCGUGGCCUCUCCACCCUCUGCGGCUCCUCCAGACACCAUGACCACAGAAUCGGCCUGACCAUGUCUGCCGCGGCCUCCUCUCUCAAGCAUGCAUCCGUCUGUGGGUUCACACAAAGGGACCACUCCUCCUCUUCCUCCUCCACCUCCUCCUCCUCCUCCUCUUCCUCCUCUUCCUCCUCCUCUUCCUCCUACAGUCCUCUCAGGAGGCUGCAACAUCUCACCACCAUGGUGAGCCAGCCUGACCUGGUCCUGCCGGUGAGGGAGCCCAAGAGGAGCUGGGAGUGGGGGAUGAAUAAGAAGGAGAGGGGGAAGGAGAUGGAGAUGGACUCCUGGGCUGAUUGCACGAGCAGUGAUUAUUCUGGCACCCAGAGUACAAACAGGAAGGAGGUCUUUGCUAAAUCUUCUGCUGGACAAAAACAGCCUGUGGUCCACACUAGAAGUAGAGACGCAGCGGCGGCCAAUCGGGGGAAUCCGGUCGUCUCGGAGAAAAAGACAGAAGGUUGUUUCUCAGGCCCGCCCAGCCCGGCCUUCUCUCUCGAUAGCAACAGCCCCUUUGCUAACGGAUUCCUCCACUUUGAAUCCUCUUUGUUUGAGGAUGACGACAACGAUGAGGAGCGGGAGACCGUGUCACCUGUGGGAGGCUUGCAGAACAAACAUGGGAGUGCAGGAAAUGUCCCUCAGUCCACUACUGGAGACUUAAAUUCAGACUCCAAGGCUACCCUGUCGUCAGCCAAAGUCGUCACCCGGUCCCAGUCCUCUGGUCAGCGCAGGAGAUACUGGGACGGCUCGGAUGACGAGUGGGACAGUGACACCGAGCUGUUCCUGUUUGGGGAUAGUCCCUCAAGGCAUUCAAUGAACAGCCUCAAGAAAAAGACUUUGCCGCCUGUGAAGUUUUUAGAAGGUGAAGUUAUUUGGGCAAAGUUCAACAGAAGACCAUGGUGGCCCUGUGAGCUGAUCGUUGACCCCAUACAGGGCAUCUAUCACAGAGUGAAAGAGCCCAGUGACCGGCCUUGUCGGCUCUAUCACGUCAGGACCUUUGGGGAUCCCGUGGAGCUAACCUGGGUGGAGGAAAAAGCAAUUCGCACUUUCCAUGGAGGCUUUGAAUUUGAACAGCUCCCCCUACUGAGCCGGAGGGGGAAGCAAAGGGAGCAGAACAACAAAUACACUGUUGCAAAGCGUUUUCAGAACUCUUGGAAAUCCAGCGUGGAAGAAGCAGAAUCUGUUCUCCCAGAGAGACCCAAAAUGGCUCCCUCCAUUCCUUUGUCCUCCAGUGAUGCCUUCCACAACACAUCCACACCAGAAAGAGUCAACAAGGUCCAAUCAACUGUUGCUCCUGCGUGUUCACCCACCCUUCCUGAGACAUCACACAUGACCAACGGAUCUAUUUCAUCCCCGGUAAUUUCAUCCCCAGUAAGAACUCCAGCAAAACCAAGCACUUUAAGGAAAUCUUCUGGCAAGAAGAAACCAAGUAAAUCAUCAAAGGACAUGAAUAGUAAACACUCUAAAAAGACGUUGCACGGCAGUCCCAACCAAUCAGAAAGAGACAAUGGAGAAUGCCCAUACUCUGACCUCGACUCGGUCCCUAAAAUUUUGUGUCCUAAAGCACUUGAACGUCAACCUAAGCUAGCUCCAACCCAGCCAUCUGUCGCAGCUGCGAAAGAGGUGAAGAAGCAGCCGGAGAUUCAGACUGGUCUUUGGUUCAGUAAAUCAGGCAAAGAGAGACGCCCUAAAACAACCAAUCCUUUGCCAGACCGCAGUCUCUUUAGUAAGGUGCCCUCUAAGAAAAAGAGCUCAUUUGUUGUGAGUAAAAAGACACUGGUUCCUGGUAACACCUCCUCCAGUGAUCAUUCAGGGUUGGCAGACAAGCACAAGACUCUGUUACCUGCUGAAACUAUUCUGCCAUCCGAACAGUCUGGACAUUUGAAGUGUAAAAACACCCUGGUUGCUGAUAGACCUUCAAGUACAACUGGCAGUCCUGGUGACCAAUCAGGAUUGCCAGACAAGCAGAAGUCCCUGGUUUCUGUUGAGACUGGUGUGCCCUCUGACAAGUGUAGAUAUUCAAAAGGCAGACAGACAGUCAGUAACACAACUGACAUAGUGACUGGCACAGGGUCUGACCAGUUAGAUAACUCGGAUGUUAAAAAAUCCGUUGAGCCCAGCAUCAGUUUCAGUGACCAGUCCAGAUUUUCAGAGAGUGUAAAGACUGUCAGUCAAACUGAACAUCCUGACUUGAUGACUAAUAAAAAGGCCUGUGUAAGUGAAGGUAUUCCCAACCAAGCAGCAGAAACACAAAGUACCAAGACUCGAGUACUCGGUUUAAAUGUUGACACUACUGAGCCAUUAGCAAGGCUAGAAAAGCAAACAAGUCUUGUCUCUAAAUGUAGGAUGCCCUUUGUCAAAUUAAUACGCAAGGACAUGAAGGGUAAGAAGUUAAACUCCAGUGUAACCAUUAGUGACCAACCUGAAUGUACAAAGACUGAAAUAACACAAGAUGCUAAUGUGUCUAAAAUGUCCUCUAAACAGUCAGAUUGUGUGGACUGCAGGGCCUCCAUAGAUCAGGCAGUCAGUUCAGAAUCCAUAAAGCCCUCAGCUAAGAAGUUGAAAGCAAGUGCUGGGACUGGCAUUCAUCGUCUCUCGUUAGAGUCAUCGCGAGCCAAAACUGUUGCAGCUUCCAGUGUGGCAAGUGUGUCUGAUGAGUCCAGGAGCCCAGAAGCAGAAAGGAUACCAACCUUAAACUCAAUCAAUGUGACAUAUUCAUCCUCCAACCAGUCAGACGGUAAGAAGACGCCUUCCAGUGUAACAGCCAUUUCUUCUGAUCACUCAAGUAGCUCAGAGCAAAAAAUUGCAUCUCCCACCAGUACAGAUUUAAAUACAGAACCUCUGCCUUCUCACCGGCCUGCUCAAGUACCCGAAGGCCUGUCUUCUGAGAAAUCCAAGAAGGUUGUCCACAAACUAAAACAGGUUCCAGACAAAGUGAACAAAGUGUUAUUACCUGAGCAGCCAGCACACCUCCCAGCCAGCAGUCGACUGAUGACCAGAGCCCUGAGGGCCAUGCAGGAGGCGGAACAGAAAAAGCGUGAAAAGGCACGAAAGGAGACUGAGCACAAAGAACUCAUAAAUCAGUAUGGAAAAGACGAAGACCUUGAGUUCCAACCUGCGCGUAAUUCCACUUGUAAUCCUGAGUCCAAACGGGACUGUUGCACAAAAAUAAAAUCUCUUAAAUCACAUUGCAGUGACAAUGGUGAGUAUGAUCAGGACACAUUUUCUACCUGUAGCACACCCGCUUUGAUGUUUUCGGAUUCAGCUGGUUUUGAAGCUGAGGUCAAGAGUGAAGAUGAAGACCUCUCAGUGUCCUCAACUCCGCCAAUGGACUUCAUACCUCUUACUUCUAGAGUAAAAGCAAAGAAGGAAGAUAAUUUCUCUGACAUAUGCUCUUCAUCAUCCCCUUCCUCACCAUUUUCUUUUAUGAAUGCCUUUAAAAAUGUGGAGGAGGUAUCCUUCCAAUCCCUGACAAAUGAGCGUGAUGGUAAACCCAUCUCUUUUAAAGCAGACGCAAACUUCAAGUUCAGCACUUUUCUCAUGAUGCUAAAGGACUUGCAUGACACUAGAGAACGGGAGGGGACUCCCUUAGAACUGGAAAUUGGACCACCAAGUGCACAUGUUAAGGAGGAACCCUUAGUGAUGCCUGGGGAGGCUAUGCCUGCAAGCCAAGAGCAACAAAUUGAACAUGUUAAUUCAAAUGCAAGUCCAGACAAAAUCAAAUUCACACACAGUGAGGACAGCACAAGGCAGACGUCCAAGAGGCCCUAUAACAAAAGGGGUUGCUCCACUGGGGUGAAAAAGAAAGCCAACCGCAAAGUGCCUUGUCGUUCUGUGAGGUCUGGACCUGGUUUCCCAGGACUGGAGUCCUUGCCACCAAUGAAUCCUUCUUCAGGAGUGGAGUCCAGAGUCCAGUCCUUGUUGGGCACACAGACCAGUAGCUGGGAUAGGCAGAGAGGAGCUGGUCAAGGAGUGGCUGGGGAGGAAGAGGGAGGGUGGAGCGGAGUGAAGGAGAAUCGACAGCGCAUGGUGCCUUUGGAGCAGAGGAGGUGCAACACAAGGCUGUGUCUGGAACAGCCGAAUGGCCUUGUUGCAGACUGCUCUGAUACUAACAAAAGCUUGAUGCGAAACUCUGGAGAAGCUGACAAGGCUCUAACAGCACAUAAGCGAAUAAGAAGACCAAGCAAGAGGCUGAUUGAGUGGACUGAAGAGUAUGAUCAGAUUUUCUCCACGAGGAAGAAAACCAAAAAGCCUCUCCAGUUGAUUGGAAAGGCCACUCAGCCUGUAACCCUCGUGUCCGAAGCCGCGGUAUCGGACAAGGAUGCACAUGACCACCCAUCUUUGAACUUACUUCCUGAAAUACAGACGCCACCUCCUGAGGAAACUGCUGCAGCAGUGCCCUCUGAACUCCAAAUUCCCAGCACCGAGAACACAUCUCCCCCAGACGCACCUGUGCUUUCCAUCGACACACUAACCCCUCCCCCAGAAGCUGAUCCAUCGCUGUCAGAGGCCCUCGUCAAAGACUCCGGAAACGCUCCUGUGCUGGGGAGGAAGCGCAAGAGGAAACCCACUCUGAAGAUCCUGGAAUACUGUCUGGAGGCUGAGGCCUCCACAGCCCCCAAGAAGAAGGUCAAAACACUGAAGAACAAUUCAAAUCCUGCUCCUCAGUCAGAUUCUACUCCAACAUCUUUAAAAGCAAAGAGUAAGCAGCUCGCGGCGUCCAGCUCUACACCGACUACCACAGAGAUUUCCAACUGCACGCCCACGCCGCCCGCUCAGACGGAUCCCCCGCCCAGCUCUCCUGCGCCCUCCAGUCCAGCGCCGGCCCCGCCCGAGCCCGCCCGGGUGGAGGCAGCGUCAGCAGACGUUGAUGCUACUCAAGCAGAGGACAAGAAAGCUCCAGAGGUUAAGGACCCAGCAGAGUCAGAGGGGGACCCUUCCAGCUUGAAUCACAGCCUGUCGGACGACUUGUCGCUGUGCGACGACCCACUUUUACCUUCAAGGAAGAUCAUAGGGGACAGAGGAGGCCCAGCCUCCAUGAAGGAGAACAUAUGUCAGGUGUGUGAGAAGACGGGGGAGCUGCUGCUCUGUGAGGGUCAGUGCUGUGGAGCUUUCCACCUGGCCUGCAUCUCUCUGGCUGAGGCCCCGAAAGGGAAGUUUGUCUGUCCUGAGUGCAAAUCAGGCAUCCACACCUGCUUUGUGUGUAAAAAACGCAGCGAGGAUGUGCGCCGCUGUAUGAUUCCCGUGUGUGGGAAGUUUUACCACGGAGAGUGCAUCGCCAGCUUCGCCCCAACUGCACCUGUGAACCGAGGCUUCCGCUGCUCCAUCCACGUCUGUCUCACCUGCUUCAUCGCCAACCCCAACAGCUCCACCAUCUCUAAGGGUCGUCUGGUUCGUUGCGUGCGCUGCCCGGUAGCCUACCAUGCUACAGAUCUCUGCAUGGCAGCAGGCUGCGUUGUCCUCUCCAACAACAGCAUCGUCUGUCCCAACCACUUCACUCCUCGCCGCGGCGUCAAGAACCACGAGCACGUCAACGUCAGCUGGUGCUUCGUCUGCACUGAAGGGGGCAGUCUGCUGUGCUGUGAGUCCUGUCCUGCUGCGUUCCACCGAGAGUGUCUGAACAUGGAAAUGCCAAAAGGCAGCUGGUACUGCAACGACUGCAAGGCUGGGAAGAAACCUCGCUACAAGGACAUCCUCUGGGUGAAGGUUGGGCGGUACAGGUGGUGGCCAGCGGAGGUCAGCCAUCCCAAAACAAUCCCAGAGAACAUCCAGCGGAUGAGGCACGAUGUCGGCGAGUUUCCCGUUCACUUCUUUGGCUCCAACGACUACCUGUGGACAUACCAGGCCAGAGUCUUCCCUUACAUGGAUGUGGACGCCAACAGCAAAGAAAAGAUGGGGAAAGGUGUUGAUGCCACCUACAAGAAAGCUUUGGAGGAGGCAGCUGUGCGAUUUCGCGAGCUGCAGGCAGAGAAGGAGCUUCGGCAGCUUCAGGAGGACCGAAAGAACGACAGGAAGCCUCCACCAUACAAACACAUAAAGGUGAACCGACCAAUAGGAAAGGUUCAGAUCUUUACAGCUGACCUAUCAGAGAUCCCGCGCUGCAACUGCAAGGCGACAGACGAGAGUCCGUGUGGGAUGGACUCGGAGUGCAUCAACCGCAUGCUGCUGUACGAAUGUCACCCGCAGGUUUGCCCAGCGGGCGAGCGGUGCCUGAACCAGGCCUUCACCAAGCGUCAGUACAGCCAGGUGGAGAUCUUCAGGACGCUGUCUCGAGGCUGGGGUCUCCGCUGCGUCCACGACAUCAAGAAGGGUCAGUUUGUGAGCGAGUACGUUGGGGAGGUGAUUGAUGAGGAGGAGUGCAGGUCCAGGAUCAGACACGCCCAGGAGAACGACAUCUGCAACUUCUACAUGCUGACUCUGGACAAGGAUCGAAUCAUCGAUGCUGGGCCGAAGGGGAAUGAGGCCCGCUUCAUGAACCACAGCUGCCAGCCCAACUGUGAGACCCAGAAGUGGACUGUGAGCGGAGACACCCGGGUGGGACUGUUCGCCCUUGUUGACGUCCCUGCAGGCACCGAGCUGACCUUCAACUACAACCUGGAGUGUUUGGGGAACGGGAAGACGGUCUGUAAAUGUGGAGCCCCAAACUGCAGCGGCUUCCUGGGCGUCAGGCCAAAGCAGAACAACCCUCCAUCUGACGACAAAGGCCGCAAGCUGAAGAGGAGGGGCCACGGCAAGAGGAAGAACAAGGUGGUGGUGACCAAAGAGCGAGAGGACGAGUGCUUCAGCUGCGGAGACGGAGGACAGAUGGUCUCCUGUAAGAAACCCGGCUGUCCCAAAGUUUACCAUGCCGACUGUCUCAACCUCACCAAGAGGCCUGCAGGACGUUGGGAAUGUCCCUGGCACCAGUGUGAUAUAUGUGGGAAGGAGGCGGCGUCCUUCUGCGAGAUGUGUCCCAGCUCCUACUGCGGCCAGCACCGUGACGGCUUGCUCUUCAUCUCCAAGCUGGACGGCAAGCUGUGCUGCAGUGAGCAUGACCCCUGUGGGCCUGAGCCGCUGGAACCAGGGGAGAUCCGGGAGUACACGCCGGACCCCAGAGCCCUGACCUCGGGUCUGGGCAUGGCCGUCAUCCCCUCUGCUGCCUCUACCGCCUCCGCCCGCGUGAACCCGACCGCCAGGAGGGCCCGGGAUCAGAUCAGCGCCGGCGCUGGUAUGUGUGCUUCCGAGUCGCUUCCCGCUUUUUCCAUCCCGGUGCCCAUCACUAUUCCUGUCACCACACCUGCCGCCUCACCUCCCCCCAGCAGCUCUGACGCCCCCAGCAGCCCGCACGUGUUCGACCUCCCACACUACUCGCCCAUCUCCUCGUACGAGGAGGAGAGGGACGAGGAGGAAGACGGGGAGCUGCUGGCAGAAGAGGAGGAGGAGGAGGAGUUAGUGGAAGAGGGUGAGGUGGGGAGGCAGAAAUCAGAUCCUCACAGCGAGGACGGCGAGCCAGUGAUGGUGGGGGUGGAAUACCUGGAGGAGGACGAGGACGAGGAGGAGCAGGACGAAGAAGAGGAGGAGGAGGAGGAGGAAGAGGAGGACGAUGAAGACGAGUGACACACGGUGUGUUCUGAUUAUUCGCAGUAGCACAGGACCUGGAGACAGAACCACUGCUACACAAAAGACAACAAGCCCUCACAGUCACUACAAAGAGAAAAUGAACCAAUCACAUCACACGGUUUGUAUCCAAUGAGCUGCGGGAGGUAUGGAGGAAAUUUUAGGACAAAACUAAAUCAACACGUGAAUAAAUUAAGUUCAUACAUCAGUACAUAAACAGCUUAAAUACUAUAUAUAUAUAUAAAUGUACACAUAGAGAGAUAUUUAUUUAGUAUUUAUUUAGUUUUGUCCUAGUGAUGGCGCCGUUUCCACUGACCUCAGUGCAUCCUCACACUGACUUUGCACACGCCGGCACUGACUGCACCUUCAUAUGAGAGAUCUCAGCUGCGGCAUCUAACUUUGGAUUUGUACUCACACUUCACUCCGUUGCUGGUUUGUUUUGGUGUGUCUGUCGGUGGUAUAUGAGGUGUCAUAUGUGUCAGUACCUGGAGACAGUUUUUGACCCUGCAGCAUCACGGUGUCAGCAGGUUGUGUAAGCGUUUCCGAGUAAAAACUCUUCGCUCUUUAGUCCACGUAAAUGUCUCUGACUUGGCCACGCUUCAGUCAAACGGUGGCCACGUCUUCUUCAGUGUUCAGGAGAGGCUUCGGUUACAAAAAGCCUUGAACUUAUCUGUAAAUACACCCGUUUUCUGUCUCCCGCCCGAAUCGCAUCCAGUUUGGUUGUGCUGACAAGCACUGACACAAGUGAACCACAACAAACCACUUCUGGACUGGAACCUGUCCUGAUUUUGUCAGUGGAAUUUGGUUUUUGGGAAUCGGUUCAGUGAAUUCAUCAGACGCUGCUUCAACAGCUGAGUGCUCCAGGAUCAGAUCACGUAGGAAGGUGUGAAAGUGCCAGAUGAUUGGCUGCCUGGGCCUGCUGGUGUCCACUGCUGAAGUACGCAGUCCGCCAGCAGCCUGAUCAGGAUGACACUUGUGCCAGAGUUAACCAUCUCAUGCCAAAAAAGAUCUCAGACCGAGGAGGAUUCUGGGUCGGACGGAGGAAAGCCACUAAGAAAGAUUUUAUCCCAUCACGGGACACUAACGCUGUCUCACAGGUGGGUGAGCAGCACCAUGAGAGGACAUCGUCUGACACUCGGCAACACCAAGUGACACGUCAGUGUUGCCGGGUGUUUGCAGGUCGUCAGCACUAAGUUUGCUCCGGUGUGUGCGCUGUGCUCUGUAGUCAUUAUUUAUAUACCGUUCAGUGACGCACAAACGACGGCGAGGGAGAAUCGGGGCGUCGGCUCCUCGAUCCCUCAUCAUCUUGACUCUCCUUCCAGGGGACGCAAAAGGUCUUCGACGGACUCCCGCCAUGAUGCUUGCACUUGCAGUAUGUGUUCCGCUCUGUCUUCAAGCUUAAUAUCGUCUGUGUGUUAUCUGCCAAUGCCUUAGAGUGCAUUUCUUUGGAAAUAUUUUUAACGGAUGGUUUGGCACCUGUGAGAGACGAGUGUCCCCACUGAAGCGUUUAUACAGCCGCCCGACAAGCCAAGUUUCAUUCCAGUGUAGUGACGAGCUGUUAGAUCUCAACCAUUGACCUGUUCAAAAAACUGCUAUAUAAAUAUAUAAGAAAAAGAAGUUAUGACGUCAGAUUUGUACUGUUCUCAUUCCUUUUUUAUUUAUUGGUCCAACCUUAGCUCAGUAGAAAACGUAGAUGGGUGAGUUGCUGAAAAUUAAAGCGAGGCCUGUGAUGUCAUUGUCUUUUGUUUCGUUUUAAAAAGCAUCUUUACAUUUGAGACAUUUUCACGAGUGGAUUUUAAUUCACCAAUUGAAAUCACAUAAUUCUAUACAUGUAGAUGUGUAGUGAGCACAAAAGCGAUUAUUUACCCACCAAAGUGCUUUAAACCUUUUUGGCUCCCCGUUUUGUUUCGUCAGAGUUAGGUAAGCUCUCACCUGUCCGACAGCAGCAGCACUGAGACCAGGUCCCCUCAAAAACUAAACGUCUUAAAGUCAUGAAGAGAUUUUAUUUCAGCAGUCGUAAAGCAGACAAGUGCUGAAAUCAAGUCAGCUUGUUGGCUUGUAGAUGUGCAGAAUCACGCUGACGUUUUUAACAUGCAUACGUUGACGUGUUCUUCUUAAACGUGAACAGCCGCAGUGUCGUCCACACAACAGGAAGUGGAUGCUGGACCAAAAAGAUUUUCUGGCUGUCUUGCUUUGACGUUGUGCCCAAUAGGCUUAUAAGAUGUGUGUGUCAAACUACUUUGAUCAUCCAAACAGUUCAUUGAUUGGCAAGCUGUAGCUUCCUGUGGGGUAGUUUAUGAAGAGAUGUCGUCAUUUAUAACAUUUCAUAUGUUUUGUAGGCUAACUAAAGCUGACAAAAAGCUGCAGUGAAGUAAAAGGUACAACAUGUAGAAGUAGCACGAAGUAAGACAAGUACCUCAAAUCUGUACUUCAGUGUAGUACUUGAGUAAAACCUGCUAGUCUGUGAUUGGUCAGUUGCUUGUGUAAGCAGAGGAAGCGGAUGUCGGUAAGCACAAUAUCGGACCUGUUUGAUUUGCUGAGCAGAUCUGAGGUGUGUGUGCAACCAGGCUAACGCUCUGCUAGCUGCUAACCAAACAGCAACAGGAAGUGGAGGCGCCAAACUUUUAUUUUUCACGUUUCACAGCUUUUAACUGUUUUGGAUUAUUAGGUGUAGUGAGACGUCCCGUCCUAAGGUUGGCACGGCACGACCAGGAGGACAGAGAGGCGAACACACACUCACACACACUCACCAGCCACACUGUGGAAAUGAGUGUAAACAGGAAGCAGGACCUUCACAGAGGGUUUGUGCGCAGGCGUACAGAGCACUGUGUGAUCGCGCCAUUUGUACCAUAACACGAGCACGUUGGAAAAGAAGCUCGUGUCUUAGCACAACAAACACUCAAGUCAUGUUUGACUUAUUCUCUUCACUUUUCAUUUUCCCGCCUUUGGCUGGCAGCCUGAGAUGCAGACGGUGAGAGGAAGUCCUUCUGAGAAAGUCACAG
This is a messenger RNA of Scatophagus argus, 11275 nucleotides long. It is a transcript of the gene nsd1b, whose product is annotated as nuclear receptor binding SET domain protein 1b. Gene Ontology annotation, molecular function: protein binding; histone H3K36 methyltransferase activity. NCBI's taxonomy places the organism in Eukaryota, Metazoa, Chordata, Actinopteri, Scatophagidae. Gene Ontology annotation, cellular component: chromatin; nucleus. The transcript is spliced from 24 exons. The record is from RefSeq and is a predicted model, not a curated record. Bases 573 to 8273 code for a protein of 2566 amino acids. Gene Ontology annotation, biological process: regulation of DNA-templated transcription.